AGGGCUGGAUGGGAAAGAUAGACGGAGGGAGGGAUACAGACGAGUGAUAAAGAAACACGCUGAGAGCAGCAGAGGUAGACUGAGGCUGCAAACGGAGAUAAAGGUCUGGAUAUAAAUGCUCCAUACACUGGCUGAGGAAUAAGAACUGCAGCAGGGUUAAGGAUACAAAGAAAAGGGGGGAAACAGAGAGAAGAUGGAUGUACAAACGGAGAACACGGACCCCCCGCCUUGUGAAUCUCAGCCAAGUGGAAAAAUCAGAAAAGGAUUCAAGCUGUUCGGCAAACGCAAGCCAGGUAACAUCUUUUCUAUUCGAAGCAAAGCGGAUGGAAACAACAAGUCACCUGUUAUCAGGAGCAAUACGCUUGAUGGAUUAUCAGAGACCCUUGCACCAGAUUCAGAGCAGGAGGCAGACAAGGAAAAGGGACAGGAGCUGAGUGAAGGAGAGAGGGAGCAGGCGGAUGAGGAACCACUUGGCGAAGAUGGCGUUCUGGCUGCUGCUCAUGCUCGCACCUCCAUUUCUUCAGCCAGCUCGGCCAAAUCCCUCAGCUUCUUGUCACUGCUGAGGGGCGGCCGAAGAGGAGUGGGGGACCGCCGAGUCCAAACUGUGUCCCAGCCGACGGGGAGACAGCGUCGUGGGCUGAAGGGUCUCUUCAGCAAUGUUAAGUUCAGAUCAAAGGAUAAGGAGGACAAGGAGGAAGCCCCUCCGAGCCCACUGCUCAUGUCAUCCCGAGCCAACAGUGUGGAGAUCAUCAAAGAGGACCUCACCCUCACACCCAAAUCCCAGCCUCGCUCUCUGGACAGCCCUGAGACUGAGAGCUAUGAGCCCAGCAAGAGUUUAGCAACACCAGACAGUGCAGCAACGUCCCCGUCAAAGACUCCCCAAGUGACAACAGUGAGUAAAACUAAUGAGCAUGUGCCGCCUUCGCCCACCUCUGAACCACCAAUGGUCCCUGGUGAUACGAGCUUGAGCUGCCUGCUGGCAGACAUCUCCUCUCUCCUGACCUUUGACUCAAUCACAGGGGGUGGAGACAUUAUGGCUGAUGUGGAGGCAGAGUGGGGGAAAGCCAGCAGUGCUAUCAGCAGUCCCGUGUUCAGUGAAGUCACGUUAUCAUCCACAUCUCUCUUCUCCACACCCACCAUCUCCUCUCCACUGACUUCUACGUCUGUCAGCACUGCUGCCACAGCAAAGCCUUCUCCUGUAACCGUCCCCACAACAGCUUCGACCCAAUCCUUCGCUUCUCUGACAAAGACAACUUCAACCUCGUCUCCCAUUUCCAAGCCGAGCACCAUCAUCACAACUUUCACCAAAUCUUCCACUUUGACUACUCCCUCAGUCAAACUGAGCACAGACUCUACUGCAGCCACUGAGUCUUCUACCACCAUUAAAAUUAAAUCAACUCCUGCACCCACUGUAACAAAACCCUCAACCACUCCUGUAACAUUAGCAAGCCUUUCAGCUCCAACGUCUUCCCAUUUGACGACAGUUAAAUCAACAACGAGCUCCACCUCUACAGCUACUAUGGCUCCUCCGAACACCCCGGCCACUGUAGUAAAGGCUCCUUCAGCCAGUCCAACUUUUACCUCUACAGCUAGCAAACUGGCUUCAGAGAUUGCAGAACCUCCUCAAAUGAUUUCUUCCGUAAGUAAACCUAGUCCUGUAGCUACUUUACCUCCUGUGUCUGCUAAACCUUCACCAGUAGCCCAUACCCCUCCCAUCCCUGCUGCCAUUACCCAACCUUCAACUGUUAAAUUGGAUUCCGACAGCAGUUUAAACUUGCAAACAUCAACUUCCUACAAACCCUUCUUAAGUUCGACUGCAGGAGAGUUUAAAGCCCCAGUGACAGUAUCAACACCCUGUACAGUUACAACCAAACCUUCUCCUACACCGGUUAUUCUCUCCAAGAUGACAACAGCUCCCACAUCAAUUACAACUGCAGACUCAGUAUCCCUUUCUAAGCCUGCACCCAGCUCUACCCCAGUGGACCUAAAUAAAACCCCUCCCCUGCCUGUAAAAGCUCCAGAUGUAUGUUCUUCCUCUACCUUAACUGCCUCUAAAACCCAACCCUCCCCUGCAUCUGUCCCAACUCCAUCCUCAACUUCUUUAGAUAAGUUUCUUCCUGCAGCUACACCCUCUCCUGCACCAGUCUCUAUAGAUAAGAUGCCCCCAACUCCCACACCAAUUUCAGGCCCCACCUCUAAUGCUGUUGCCUCUACAGCAUCCCCAACACCUCCUGUUUUGGAUCAGAUCACACUCUCUCAACCUAAGGCCCCUCCUGCUCCUGCUCAAAUCCCAGUUUCUGUAUGUAAAGAUCUGCCUCCUCCUGCUCAAAUGCAUGUUUCUCAAACUAAAGCCUCUCCUGCCUCUGCUCAAAUUCCAAUUUCUGUAUCUAAAGCCCCUCCCGCCCCAGCUCAAGUCCCACUUUCUGUAUCUAAAGAACCACUUGCUCCUGCUCAAAUGGAGAUUCCUCAAUCUAAGGCCCCUCCAGCUCCUGCUCAGAUUCCAGUUUCUGUAUCCAAAGCCCCUCCUGCCCCUGCUCAGAUCCCAGUUGCUGUAACUACAGGCCCUCCUGCCCCUGUUUGUAUCCCAACAUCUGUAUCAAAAGAACCAGUUUCUCAGCCCAAAGCCCAUCCUGCACCUACAACUGCCCCUUGCCCUGUCACUUCACCUCCUUCGACCCCUGCACCUUGUCCAAGUGAACCUCUGGCCUCUGCUAAGCUGAGGGGAAGUGGAUUGGCAUCAGUGGACAGGCACCUGGCUAGUUCAAAUAUCACGGGAGCACAGAGAGUUCAGGCUGUGUCAUCAAAAACAGAAGAACUGCACAGUGAGCCCCCACGAGAAAAGAAGAUGCCCCAGGUAAAGGCAUCGGGGCUUAGCAAAAUACCUGUAGUUGGUGGAGGCAGAGCGACCAAGCUACCUGUCCGAGACAACCAACACGCUGACGAUGAACCGAGUAGGGACCCACCUACUCCUGUGCUGGAAGAAGAGAGGCCCCAUUUCAACUCACAUGAUGCAGGGAGAAAAGAUAAAAUUAGCGCUGUUGAGGCAAAUGUUCCCACCUCAAAACACGUGCAGGAGGAGAGUCAGCAGAUUCAACCACCGAAAGUUCUCACCAGUUCAGCGCGUGACUCAAAGAUCCCUGUGAAGCACGGCGCUCAAUCUCACACUGCCUCCCAGAUCCCUCAGAAAGAAGCCCCUCGCACCAAGAUACCCGUGUCCAAGGUCCCUGUCCGCAGGGUUGGUAAUAAACCUGCAGGUACAGGCGGCAGCACCCAGAUGAGAAAAUAAAUCAAUGGACUGGAUCAGUUAAUGACACAUCCUACGGCUCUGACACAACAGUAUCAGAGUCGAGGAGGGCGACAGCACUCAAGCACAAAACAUCUCUACGGGGAGCCGAAGCAACAAGCCUGGCUCUUUGGUACUGGGCCAACUGGACAUGCACUCAGGAAAGGUUCAGGGUCACACCUGAGCACACAGCAGCAUCCGUAACUAAGGAAAAGCAAGAUAAAAGGUCGCCUGGGAACACGGUCACAUUCACACAACAUGGGCGAGUGCCUUUUUAAGGGUGCUUUUCCUACAGACUCUCAGAAUUUAUUCAGUCUUUUUUACAGUACUUUUAACUUUUGUUACUCCCACUUUUUGUAGGAACUGUCAAGUCUUUUUUGUCUUUCUUUCCAGCAAGUCUCUUUGAUAAUAACCAGUCCCUUUACCUUUUAUUUAUGUCAGGAGAUGAACCGCAAGAGCUCUAUAAAUUAAUGCAACAACCAAAUUUACAUUCCACACCUAUCUAUGGAUGUAUGUAGCAGAAAUCGUGCCAUUAAUUUUUGCACAUGAUGUUGAACUGUACAGCGCCUGUGUGUCCAUCUACUCAUAUGUAACAUUGUCAGAUCUCACUGUGAACUAAUGGAGGGACUGCGGUUUUGUGGACAGCAGCCAUUAUGAAUGGCACUGUGGACAUUUGAGCGAGACAGAGAGGAUGGUGAGAUGAGAUCUCCAGCUCGUACAGUGGCACAUCUUUAUCCAUACCCCAGCUAUACUCAGAUGAGAGCAGUAUCUCUGUGCAGAGACUCAUCGAUGUUGUUCUGUUUCCUAUUUAAUCAAUAAAACAAUAUGAGUACUUAGCAAGAUGA
Amphiprion ocellaris (clown anemonefish) is the source of this 4128-nucleotide messenger RNA. Its product is annotated as APC membrane recruitment protein 2. Gene Ontology annotation, biological process: regulation of canonical Wnt signaling pathway. The record is from RefSeq and is a predicted model, not a curated record. The transcript is spliced from 2 exons. Gene Ontology annotation, molecular function: phosphatidylinositol-4,5-bisphosphate binding; beta-catenin binding. Bases 194 to 3286 code for a protein of 1030 amino acids. NCBI's taxonomy places the organism in Eukaryota, Metazoa, Chordata, Actinopteri, Pomacentridae. Gene Ontology annotation, cellular component: plasma membrane.